AUGAUCUCAAUCUCAUACCGUGAUGCACUAGCCCUUCAACAAGCCCUGGUACGGAAUAAGAUUGACUCGAAAUCACAAGUUCCCUCUCCGGAUCUCUUGGUCUUGCUUCAACAUCAACCAGUCUACACAGCUGGUCGGCGUGCAACCGACAACGCUUGGUUGGAACAGGAAACCUCGAGAUUGUCGCGCGCGAAUCCGGGUGCCGAAUUUGUGUCUACUCUAAGGGGUGGUGAAACUACCUUCCAUGGACCUGGACAGCUGGUUGGAUAUCCUAUUCUCGAUAUUGGGAUGAUGGGCAUCUCCACUCGCCGCUAUGUAGACCAACUGCUAAAAGUCAUCAGUGAGAUCCUCACUCACCCAGCACUUCCAAUGCCGAUCAGAACUCUUAAUCCUUGUGACGAUCCCAAUCUACCAGUUGGCACCUUUGUUGGUGACGUUGGGAAGAAAAUUGCUAGCAUUGGAAUUCAAGUCCGACGCCGAGUUACUAGUCACGGCUUUGCCCUCAACGUGGAGCGUAAAUGUGAAGCCGGCUUUCAACACAUUGUACCUUGCGGAUUGUCCAACACUCGUCUCAUCAGUAUAGAGUCCGCCCUGGCCGACUUGGCUGGGGAGAAGACAGCUCCAGCGCCCACGCGAGCGGUGCGCGUUCUUGACAUGGUCCCAGCAACGGUUGAGACGUUCGGAAAACGGUUUGGACGGAAGAUGUGUGAGAUCGGAGAUACUACGGAACAAGGGCUAGAUCCAACGACUCUCCGUCUUCUCAGAGACUUCAAACCCGCUUCUCAAACCGGAUAG
Melampsora larici-populina 98AG31 is the source of this 795-nucleotide messenger RNA. RefSeq lists its product as uncharacterized. Bases 1 to 795 code for a protein of 264 amino acids. NCBI's taxonomy places the organism in Eukaryota, Fungi, Basidiomycota, Pucciniomycetes, Pucciniales, Melampsoraceae. The transcript is spliced from 3 exons. Gene Ontology annotation, biological process: protein lipoylation. The record is from RefSeq and is a predicted model, not a curated record. Gene Ontology annotation, molecular function: lipoyl(octanoyl) transferase activity. Gene Ontology annotation, cellular component: mitochondrion.